AUGUGCUUACUAGUACUUUUCUGCAUCUUCCUCUACCUCGUUGGAGUCGUCCAAGCUGCAACUACAACAAAUACAACAAAUCCUGCUACUAGCGACAGUUUUAAAGCCUCACCAUUCACGACCAGAACCCUAUGGACAAUCGUCUCCAGCUCUGUUCUCACUCUAUUUGCGUGUAUAUACAGUGCCAUUCACGCCAAUAUUCCAAGUCCCAAGGACAGUCCUAAUGGUACCCUACGGCAGCGACUUGGCAUCAUGGUGAUCGCACUAAUCGCUCCUGAACUGAUCGUAACAUGGACUAUGCGCCAAUGGUUCAGCGCUCGUCAAGUUACAAGGCGGUUAAAGGAUUCGGGGUACUAUCCCAGUGUUCAUCCUGAGCAAAAGGAGUCUGAAGAAAAGGAGCCUGUUGAAACACCUGGACAAUGUGAAAAUCGCUUCCUUCGCUUCUUUCGCCUCCUUCUCGUAGUGCUUGCUACAGGUGUAUUAUCUGUACUGGUAUUUCUUUGGUGUCUCCCUGGAGCUCUUGCGAGGUGGGUCAAAGGAUGGGUCAAGGCUCAUUUCUUAGAGCAAUCUGAAGAUUAUACGUGGACUCAGACACACAAUUUCUCUGUGCUAAUGGGUGGUUUCAUGCUAAAUACUAGAUCCACGAUAGGAGCAAAGACUGCCAUAUCGAAAGGAUUGAUCAUCAUUCAGGUGGCCUGCUCGAGGUUGGGACCCUCGCUUUUUGCGGUUCUCCAUUUCCUCACCUAUGCUGAGUGGUGGAACAAGCCUCUCGAUGUGCAAUGUCCACAUCCAGUGUACUGGAAGUCAACUUCGGGGCUAGAAAAUCACAUUGAUGACGACCAAGUCAUUAGAUGGGGGAUCUUGUCUCCGGUCUUCGGCCCAAUUGAAGAACUGUUAGGCUCGUCUAAAGUUCCCACCUCUCGAAAGUUCCGAGUUUCAACAUUUGAUGGCAGCAUCAAAUUCGAAUAUUUGGACAAGAUCGUUCUUUGCCUUGCUGCAUUGCUUAUGGCAUCCAUAUUUUGCGGCAUCCGUUGUAUAACUUGGUUUUUUGCCUUCCCACCAUACCAGGAACGGGUGCUAUGGCGCAUGAGUGCCGUCGUUAUAACUUUCACACCCUGGUGCGGUUUCCUCACCUCAUUGCUCUUUGGCGUCCUGUAUACGCCAAAUGAGGUGGAUAUCUCGGUCUACGCAUUGCAUGCUCUGUUGUACAUCACAGCUCGUGCCGUCCUCUUGGUACUUAUGUUCGCCACUUUAUGCAAUCUUCCUCCUGACGUAUACAAGGCGGUGUUGUGGACUGGUUUGGUGCCGCACUUAUAG
Suillus subaureus is the source of this 1317-nucleotide messenger RNA. RefSeq lists its product as uncharacterized. Lineage: Eukaryota; Fungi; Basidiomycota; Agaricomycetes; Boletales; Suillaceae. Bases 1 to 1317 code for a protein of 438 amino acids. The record is from RefSeq and is a predicted model, not a curated record. The transcript is spliced from 6 exons.